Molecule: messenger RNA, 2741 nt
Organism: Oncorhynchus gorbuscha (pink salmon)
Lineage: Eukaryota; Metazoa; Chordata; Actinopteri; Salmoniformes; Salmonidae
Product: pleckstrin homology domain-containing family M member 3-like
Source: RefSeq, a predicted model, not a curated record
ACGGAACAUUUAACGAAGGAACUAUCAGUUCUGUCCGGUGAACGUUUCCUCUGACAAACCAGAAAAUGAUAUAUUUGUAAACAGAAUCAGUGAAGCCGCACAUUGUGCCCUUUUGAUGGCAUCAUCAUCAUCAUCCAAUGUGGAGGAGGAGCAUUCUUCUUUGUUACACACAUCCUCAUGUGGAUUCAUGUGAGAGCUGACUCACAUACACAGAGAGAGAGAGAGAGCCAUCAGCCUGUGUAAGAAAAGCAGUGCCACCCCAAAACUGUGUCAUAAGAAUUUCUGGCAAAAGCCAGAGCUAUCAUAAACUCAAUAAGAGUGUCCGCCUCUAGCUAGUUGAUUAACAGAGCUGUGUUAACGAGGAAUUGUUUUCCUGGAAGAAGCCUCCUACCCUCGAGGAACACGGCUUCCCUCUGGGGCUCAGACUGCAGAUGCUUCAGCUGCGAGGUCCAGAGCCGCUUGGAUCGUCCCCUGCCCAGAGAACCACCCAGCCCCAUAGAGAACCACCACCCCACCUGCCCUAACAGCCUCCACACGGGGCCAAGCCGAGGAGCACCAUGGAGGAGGUAGAGGCCCUGCCCUGGAGGCCACCGAGGACUUCCUACACCGCCUGGACGGAGGUGGAGGCCAGGGAGGGGAGGGGGUCCGGCAGCCCAGGCAGCACCACCCCAAGCUGCAGGAGAUGUCUGUAGCCCUGGGGAAGCUGAGCUCUAGCAGGGUGUGGGGCCUGCUGGCUGGGGAGCAGGGGACCGAGGUGUCCCCGCGUAACGUGGCCUGGGCUGACCAGCCCUCGGCCUUCAGCGUGCUGGCUCUGAGGCAGGGGAAAAGGAGCCGUGCUCGUUCCACUAAUGACCUGGCCGCCCACCAAGGACACCAACAACACCUCCUCUAACGCCGCCUUUAACAAAGGCCACAACCGCUCGCGGUCUGAUGUUAAUUACCGGCCGUCCUACAUGGACAACGCUAACGGCCUGCCUGCUGUGGACAAGAAUACGCUGAAGAACAUGGCUUUCAACAACCAUAGAGAAGAAGACCGUAAGGACAGCAGCGGUAGUGUGGUGAAACAGGGUACCCUGGAGCAUCGUGAGGGUCAGAAGGGUCGUUGGAGCGUCUGUCACGUAGAGCUUACCCCAUGUGAGCUGCGCGUCUACAGCCUGGACAGCAGCGGUAACCGGCAGCUCUGCACCGCCUACUCCCUGUCCCACUGCCAGGGGGUCAGCCAGUCCCAGCCGCCCCAGGACUGGCUGCCCAGCCCGCCCACAAAAAUGCAGAGUGUCUUCCAGCCUUCUCCCCGUUCUUCCGUUACCUCUGGAGGUCACGACACCAGACCAGAUCCCUGUGGUCCUGCUGAGGCUGCCCUGGCCCCUAGUUGCUUCCAUCUCCUCCCGGCCCGGCCCACGGCCCUGCCCCUGUUCACCCAGUGCUGUACGGAUGUCCUCAAGGCUGGUCUCCUCCACCAGCUGACUGACCAGAACAACUGGAGGGCCUUCACCUUCGUACUGAGUCGCUCCACGCUGCAGGCCUUUCCCACCGAGGGCCGGGGGCCCGUGUCUGAGCCCGUCCUCCACUACCCGCUGGCCUCCUGCCUGGCUGUGCAGAGGGACGAGGCCGAGGGGGUGAGCGCUGGCUGCUUCCAAGGCGUCUUCCCCAGCGAGGUGCUCCGUCUGCGGGCUGAGAGCAAACUCAAGGCCCAGGACUGGGUGGAGGCCCUGCAGAUGGCCGUGGCAGCCCAGAGGCCCCAGGGUGAGGAGGGACAGGGUUCCGGCCAGGCCCAGCCGGGUGCAGUGUCGACGGGGAUUCUGCUGAGGAGCAAGCCCUCCAGGGAGAGGAGGCAGAGGGACACCCAGAGGGCCAAGAGACAGUCAGUCACCACCAGCUUCCUCAGUAUCCUCACCUGCCUGGCUGUGGAGAAGGGCCUGACCACCCAGAGCUUCCGGUGUGCAGGGUGUCAGAAGCCAGUAGGAUUGUCGCGGGGCAAGGCCAAGGUGUGUUACUACAGUGGCUGGUACUACUGCCAGAGCUGUCACCAAGACAACCUGUUCCUCAUCCCUGCCCGCCUGCUGCACAACUGGGACACCAACAGACACAAGGUGUCCAAGCAGGCCAAGGAGUUCCUGGAGUUUGUUUAUGAGGAGCCCCUGCUGGAUGUGCAGCAGUUGAACCUGUGUCUGUAUGAACACUGUGGGGGCCUGGCUGCAGUCCUACGCCUGAGACAGCAGCUCCAGUCCCUCAGAGCAUACCUGUUCAGCUGCCACGCCGCCGUGGCCGAGGACCUCCGGAGAAGGAUCUUCCCCAGAGAUUACCUACUGCAACAUAUCCACCUGUACUCACUGGCUGACCUGCAACAGGUGAUAGAUGGGACGCUGGCCCCCUUCCUCUCCAAGGUGAUUCAGUUUGCCAGUUCCCACGUCUACAGCUGCAGACAGAGCAGAGAGAAGGGCUUCAUCUGUGAGAUGUGUCAGAACGGACAGGUCAUCUACCCCUUCCAGGAGAGUGCUACUAAGAGAUGUGAUGUCUGCAGAGCGGUGGUCCAUACAGAGUGUCGUCAGAAGGCCCAGCCAUGUCCACGCUGUGUCCGCAGGGAGCUCCACCACACGAGACCCUAACGACGAUACACCAGGCUGCUUCACAAUGCCCUACCAGGACACCUGAUCACACACAGAGAGAGAAACAGCGGACCCACCUCAGAUCUGCUCUUACCAAAGUGUGUGUGUGUGUGUGUGUGUGUGUGUGUGUGUGUG